Molecule: messenger RNA, 1059 nt
Organism: Saccharomycodes ludwigii
Lineage: Eukaryota; Fungi; Ascomycota; Saccharomycetes; Saccharomycodales; Saccharomycodaceae
Gene: SDS22
Product: type 1 protein phosphatase-activating protein SDS22
Exons: 1
Coding region: 1-1059 (352 amino acids)
Molecular function (GO): protein binding
Source: RefSeq, a predicted model, not a curated record
AUGACUGAAGAUACUAUUAACAAGGCUCAACAAGAAAUCGAAGAUAAUGCCAAUAAAAGUCUUGUGACUAUUAAUCACUCAACUAAUCAGAAGGGAGAACACCCAGAAGUUCCUGAAGAAGAACUUAUUAAAGCCGACGGUGAAUUGACCGCGGAUAUGGAUCCAGAAACAACCACUACUAUAGAUUUAAUACAUUGUAGAAUUAGAUCUUUAGAAGCUUUGAAUCUCUACAGGUUUUAUAAAUUGGUUGCCUUGAAUUUACGCACAAAUUUAAUUCAAAGUAUUAGUGAAGUAGAAGUUUUACCCGCUGCUACCAUCGAAGAACUGGAUUUCUACGACAAUAGAAUUAAACACAUUUCACACAACAUAAAGAAACUAACCAAUUUGAAAAAUUUAGAUUUGAGUUUUAAUAGAAUCAAACAUUUAAAAAACAUUGCUGGUCUAACCAAUUUGGAAAAUUUGUAUUUGGUAGCAAAUGAAAUCGAAACCAUUGAAGAUAAUGCAUUAGUCAAUUUACCCAAAUUAACCAACCUAGAAUUGGGUGGCAAUUCGUUACACAAAAUUCAAGGAUUAUCUGCUUUGCCUAGUUUAGAGGAAUUAUGGUUGGGGAAAAAUUCCAUAAGAAGAUUAGAAAACUUACAAUAUUUGCAAAAUUUAAGAAUAUUAAGUAUACAAAGUAAUAAAUUGAAGAAAAUUCAAGGUUUAGAACAAUUAUCAAAUUUGGAAGAAUUAUAUCUAUCCCAUAAUUUCAUUGAAAAAAUUGAAAAUUUAGAUAAAAAUUUAAAACUAACCACACUAGAUGUUACAUCGAACAAAUUAACCAGAUUGGAGAAUUUAAGUCAUUUAACUGAACUAACUGAUUUAUGGCUGUCUUAUAAUAAAAUUGACAUGACUUUUGAGGAAAUAAACAAGGAAAUUGGUCAUUUAAAUAAAUUGGAAACUAUUUACUUGGAAGGUAAUCCAAUUCAAUUGAAAAACCCAACCUCUUAUAGAAGAAAAUUAAUAUUAAAUUUAGGAACCAGUCUAGAGAAAAUUGAUGCUACUUACAUUAAAAGUUGA